Molecule: messenger RNA, 772 nt
Organism: Chlorocebus sabaeus (green monkey)
Lineage: Eukaryota; Metazoa; Chordata; Mammalia; Primates; Cercopithecidae
Gene: ECRG4
Product: ECRG4 augurin precursor
Biological process (GO): central nervous system development; regulation of cell population proliferation; anaphase-promoting complex-dependent catabolic process
Source: RefSeq, a predicted model, not a curated record
GGGAUAACCCGCGGCCGCGCCUGCGAGCUCGCACCCCUCUCGCGCUCCCAGUCCUCCGGCGCAGCGGCUCAAAGUGCGCCCCUCGCCCUCCUGCUCGCGUCCCGCUGCCAUGGCCGCCUCCCCCGCGCGGCCCGCUGUCCUGGUCCUGACCGGGCUGGCGCUGCUCCUGCUCCUGUGCUGGGGCCCAGGUGGCAUAAGUGGAAAUAAACUCAAGCUGAUGCUUCAAAAACGAGAAGCACCUGUUCCAACUAAGACCAAAGUGGCCGUUGAUGAGAACAAAGCCAAAGAAUUCCUCGGCAGCCUGAAGCGCCAGAAGCGGCAGCUGUGGGACCGGACCCGGCCCGAGGUGCAGCAGUGGUACCAGCAGUUUCUCUACAUGGGCUUUGACGAAGCGAAAUUUGAAGAUGACAUCACCUAUUGGCUUAACAGAGAUAGAAAUGGACACGAGUACUAUGGUGAUUACUACCAACGUCACUAUGAUGAAGACUCUGCAGUUGGUGCCCGGAGCCCCUACAGCUUUAGGCACGGAGCCAGCGUCAACUACGACGACUACUAACCAUGACUUGCCACACGCUGUACAAGAAGCAAAUAGCGGUUCUCUUCAUGUAUCUCCUAAUGCCUUACACUACUUGGUUUCUGAUUUGUUCUACUUUGUGUGAUCAAAAAAGAAGAGUUAAAACAACACAUGUAAAUGCCUUUUGAUAUUUCAUGGGAAUGCCUAACAAUGCAUCUCAUUUAAAAAUAGAAAUAAAGCAUUUUGUUAAAAAGAAAA